CUAUAAUGCAGCAUUCUUUUGGUAAGGGCGCAGUCAGUAGCACCUCUGUCCUUUACAUUUUUUACGUUUUGUUAAAGCAGAGGGGAAGAGAAGUUCUCCUGAGCUGGGCGAAGGUUGUGCGUUAACAUGGAUGGAAAGCUCGGUGUCACGCUAGGACGAAGCGUCUUCAGAUUUUCACAUCAGCUAAGAGUGCAAGGGUCAAAAUUCACUGAGGACCUUAGUUCAUUCUUCUCUAAUUUUUCAAGUUUUAGCUCUGAAUGUCUCACCAGUACAUCCCAUAAUACGACGCGAGAUCCUGGUUAAUCGACGAACCUGCGUGAUUGUUUUGGAUCAUCCCAGUGAAGCGGUGAUGGACGGGAAAGGAAAAGCAACAAGUGAAUCUCAAUAAGACGUGUCCCUUUGCGUACUCAUUUUCCAUGUGUCAUUCAUCGAACGGACUGCCUGCAGACAAUCAGAAGAAGGAACAUGACAAGAAACAGGUCAUCUUCCAGCGGGCCUCCGGAACCACACUGUCACAUGACACGAGAGGCCAGAGUUUUGAUAAAAAACCCCCAGAAAGACCGACAUAACUGAUGAAAGCCGUCCAGAAAAUGCAGAUAACGAACAACAAGAAGAAUGUAUCUCACAACGUCGCGGAAUUAUUUGUAACAAAGUCGUUAUGCAUUUAAACAUAAUGACAAAAUUCGUCAUCCCAAACAUAUUGGGUCAGCGACCGUAAAAGACCUACUUGUACAGUGAAAUGGAUUAGCCUACAGAACGGGAAAAAAGGGGACGAGAAACAUCCCACCAUCCUCAAUCAAGACAGUACAGUGGUUCUUCCUGCAAACUACAGGAGAUAACUGAAAGAAUCAACAAGUUUACUGUUACUGUAUUACCAACCCAUUUUCUUGGAUGACAAAAUUAAAGCAAACGCCACGAAGAGGAGCGCGGCUUCAUGCGCAGGAGCGACAAGAAAUCCCAGCUGGGAUUCACUGCCUCAGAAAGAGCACGUACUGCUUUAUACAAGUCACCAGCUAGAGCUUGAGAAGUUCCACUUCAGCAGAGUUGUGCAGGCGGAGACCUGUGGAAAUUGCCAGUUUAAUCAAACUUGACUAUACUGAGAAGAAAAUACAAAUCUGGUUUCAGAACCGAAGGAUGAGACAAAAUAGACUGUUGGUUGAAAAGAAUUUCUCUCUUAGCUGGACCAUCUCUGCUCAACAACUCACCACCCUCACCACCACCGUCCUUGAGUGUAGCUUCAAUAGAUGUAUUUAUCUAUGGUGCCUCAGGUGAAACGCAUGACAAGAGAAGCAGGCUAUAUCUGGGUAUGCCAAUCAAGUUGGCUAUACAUUAAUGGCAUUCUCUGUCUCUUUACAUAAAACUAUUCUGUUCCCAGAGCGUAGCCAAUAAUAAAGUAGGCUACCCCUUUUUAAAUAAUUAAAUGCCACUUUUAUGUUAUAUUUCCAAAACGAAUGUUUAAAGGUAAAUUAGCAUUAUAGUAAUUUUCUUGAUUGAUUUAAUAACGUUACUUUUAAUAAAUCAGUCAAAUUAUUGUGUGAACAUAAAUAUUCCCAUGAAUUGGACAUUUUGCGUGUUGUAGCGCAUUUAUUUAGCUAUUGCUUCUCGCGAUGUUAAUUUGAAAUGAUCGAAUCAGUUUAUCUCUGACAACUUAGAGUUCUUAUUAAUCAUUUUCUGUAGGUUAUCGAAUGGAGUAGCCUGUGUCACCUGUAUUAAAAAAAAUAUAUAUGGUUUUAGAUUUAUCUAAAAAGUCGAAUUAGUCUAGGGAUCAAAACACGUUUUCUAAACUCCCUCUGUGUAGGAGCAAAAUAUUUUAGCGUCCAACAAACUUAGCCUAUUUUAAUGGAAUAUUAUAUCUAAGCACUAUCUUAAAAAGCAGGGUGGCCAACUAGGCUAUAUCUCGAAAGAGAGAUAAGCUUAUGCUAACAACACCAGUCUCAGUAGGCCAUUGAUGUAUGGGGGUUCUUUAAUUCCAGUUAAAUUAGGAACUUAGAUUUGGUAAAAUAGCACAAGAAACUCUCUAGAGAAAAAAAAUACGUAAAAAACCGACCAGUCUAUUUUAAGUAAAUGGUGAAAGUUAUUGUGUAUGAUGAAUUUUUAGGGCCUGUUUAUUUAUAGCUUACAACUCCAGUUGUCCUUUGCUAUUGAACUGCAGUGCUUGCUUUAAUUCACAUUAGACCUACAUUGCGAGUUUAUCAGACUGAUGGCUGGAUUCGAUUGAUGUGUUUGUCAUGUAAGUUAUUGUGUAUGAUGAAUUUUUAGGGCCUGUUUAUUUAUAGCUUACAACUCCAGUUGUCCUUUGCUAUUGAACUGCAGUGCUUGCUUUAAUUCACAUUAGACCUACAUUGCGAGUUUAUCAGACUGAUGGCUGGAUUCGAUUGAUGUGUUUGUCAUGUAAAUACGAAUCGUUUGAUGGACACCUGCAACGCCCAGAGUGCUACCGCAGGUCGCCCACUAUUGGUGCAAAAUUAGUCACAUGAUCUGUCACUAAACUGAUAUGAGCUCGGAUAGAACUUUGUGUGGUUUGACAUAGUGCUUAGAGGUUGUAGGGGCACUGGGACCACACAUCAGCCUAUAUUGACCCUGCUUAAUCAAUUUUGCCUGGUCAGUCAACAAUGAAUUCCUACUUAGAUUAUACGAUUUAUAACCGUGGUGCUAACACUUAUAGUUCGAAGGUUGGGUGUUUUCCUAUGGAACAGGAAUACUUGCCAAGUCCUUGUACAAGUAGUACAAAUAGUUACAUUCCCGAGGGACGGCCAGUCGGAGGGAACACUUUUACACCGGCAACGCACGAAACUCACGGUACAGCUUAUGCACAACUUCAUUCGCAGCAAUACCACAUCAACGUGGAUAUGGGGAAAACUGGACAAACCAAUUUUGGCAAGCAAACCCGACCUCCUCACUCGGACUAUGGACAUCAACACGUUCUCACUCAAGCAGAUGACCACAUGCGUCUUCAGUCCCCUGCUUUUUCUGUCGUGAACAUGGGAGCCAACAUUGGAACAUACAGUGACUCUAACUGCAGGCCUGGCUCGGUCUCUGCAAGCCACUAUCAGUCCUAUCCCUAUGGAGAACAUGAACCACCACACGGCUAUGGUUCGUUCAGCAAGUACCACAUCUCCCCUGACAGUGACAGCGACUCCAAGACGAACAUCAAACAAGCGCCAACGUUUGACUGGAUGAAAGUCAAGAGAAAUCCCCCUAAAACAGUUAAAGUCGACGAAUAUGGGAUCCACGGCCAGCAGAAUAUAAUACGCACUAAUUUCACCACCAAGCAGCUCACCGAACUUGAGAAGGAGUUCCACUUCAGCAAGUACCUGACCAGAGCACGCAGGGUAGAAGUGGCCGCCACCCUCGAACUGAACGAAACGCAGGUUAAAAUUUGGUUUCAGAAUCGCAGAAUGAAACAGAAGAAGCGCGAGAAGGAAGGAACGGCGCCGGUAAUUAAGCGUGCGACUCUUUGCUCUUCUGGUCAAAGCGCAGAGAACUCAAACAGCUCAUCCCCGAGUGCUUCGCCUGCCUCAGACUCUUCCACUGCUGUUUGAUGAUUACCUGCCUUUGUGGCAAACGAACUGAUGUUUUAUCAUUGUGCUGUGGAGAACUAUUUAACUUAUUCUGCUUUCUUAGAUAAAGCAUUAAAUAUGUGCUAGUGUAUGCAUGCGUGUUUUAUAUAUAGCGCAAAAUAAAGAAUUUUGCUGCAUUAGAGCUACUGAAUUCGUGGUGCAAAAUGCAUUAACAGGGUAUAUGUCCAAAGCAAGAGGUUGGAAGUUUUUGUUUUUUUUGUUGUCUUUUUCUUUUUGUCAUCAGGUUGAUAUCUUUUUUUUUGCACUAUACCGAUUCAUUCCUCUUUUGAAAGAGUAAAAAAAAAAGACUUGUAAAGACUGACAUGUUUAUGUAUUUAGAAAAUCUGUCCUCUGAAGUUAUGAUAAAUAAAUACAUUUUAUUUUUUCUGAAACAUGUUUGGGGGUUUAAUCCGAUUUGAAUCAAUUUAUUGAUUUUCUUUUAAUUAAAAGGCUCUUCAUGAUGUUGGCAUGAUUGUGUCCUUUGUCAGAAGAUGUUGCAAUACAAUGAAGCUCAUUUAAA
Molecule: messenger RNA, 4080 nt
Organism: Carassius auratus (goldfish)
Lineage: Eukaryota; Metazoa; Chordata; Actinopteri; Cypriniformes; Cyprinidae
Product: homeobox protein Hox-B1b-like
Exons: 5
Coding region: 2613-3542 (309 amino acids)
Biological process (GO): regulation of transcription by RNA polymerase II
Cellular component (GO): nucleus
Molecular function (GO): DNA-binding transcription factor activity, RNA polymerase II-specific; RNA polymerase II cis-regulatory region sequence-specific DNA binding
Source: RefSeq, a predicted model, not a curated record